Molecule: messenger RNA, 1325 nt
Organism: Nothoprocta perdicaria
Lineage: Eukaryota; Metazoa; Chordata; Aves; Tinamiformes; Tinamidae
Gene: LANCL3
Product: LanC like 3
Exons: 5
Coding region: 1-1245 (414 amino acids)
Biological process (GO): peptide modification; carbohydrate metabolic process
Cellular component (GO): plasma membrane
Source: RefSeq, a predicted model, not a curated record
AUGGCGAGCCAGCGCUGCUUCGCCAACCGCUUCGAUGACUACCAGGGCAGCCCGGCGGCGGGCAAGGAGGCGGCGGCGGCGGCCGGCAAGGAGGCGGCCGUGCCGCUCGUGACGGCCACCAUCGAGCGCAUCCUGCGCGAGCUGCCGCCGCUGGGCGCCUGCCAGGGCGGGCUGUACGGCGGCGUGGCCGGCGUGGCCUACAUGCUCUACCACGUCGCGCAGUGCCCGCUCUUCGCGCCCUCGCGGGACGCCUACCUGCGGGCCGCCCGCCGCCUCGCGGACGCCUGCGUGCGCUACCAGGAGGGCGGCGGCGAGGCGGACGCCGACACCCGCGCCGCCUUCCUGCUGGGCGGCGCCGGCGUGUACGCCGUGGCGGCGCUCGUCUACGGCGCGCUGGGGCUGCCCGAGGCGGCGCGCGCGCUGGGCAAGUUCCGCGAGCUGUGCGAGCUCUGCGCGCCCCUCUCCUUCCUCGAGUGCGGCUCCGACGAGCUCUUCGUGGGCCGCGCCGGCUACCUGUGCGCCGCGCUCGUGCUCAAGCAGCGCCUGGGCGUGGAGGUAUUGACUCCAGCACAGAUAAAAUCCAUUUGCCUGGCCAUAUUAGAGUCGGGAAAGCAAUAUGCAGUGAAAAAGAGGAAGCCAUUCCCGCUCAUGUACUCCUACUACGGGACGGAGUAUCUGGGCGCAGCACAUGGGCUUUCGUCAAUCCUCCAGAUGCUGCUCUCCUAUUACGAGUACCUCCAGCCAGCAGAUCAGGAGCUCGUGUGGCAGAGCGUUGACUUCCUCAUGGACCAGGAGCAGAACAGCAACUGGCCGCCGGAGCUGGGAGAGACGAUUGAGCGGGAGAACGAGCUUGUCCACUGGUGCCAUGGAGCUCCAGGCAUUGCAUACCUGUUUGCCAAAGCUUACCUGGUGUCCAAGAAGCCCCAGUACCUGGACACUUGCAUCCGCUGCGGGGAGCUGACUUGGCAGAAAGGCCUGUUGAAGAAGGGACCAGGGAUCUGCCAUGGGGUGGCCGGCAGUGCCUAUGUGUUCCUGCUCCUGUACCGGCUCACUGGCAACUCCAAAUACAUUUACAGGGCACAAAAGUUCGCAGAGUUCCUGUUCACGGAGGAGUUCAAGGCUGGCUCGCGGGCGCUGGAGAGCGUGUACAGUUUGUACGAAGGCUUCUCGGGGACUGUGUGUUUCCUGACCGACCUGCUGCAGCCCAACCAGGCCGAGUUCCCGCUCUUCAGCGUCUUCGUGUAGCGGGCGGCAGGCGGCGAGGCCGCGGCCGCUUCCCCCGCCCGCCCGGAGAGGUUCUUUGCAAAACAAGCCCGUGGCACCAC